Molecule: messenger RNA, 5778 nt
Organism: Cydia splendana
Lineage: Eukaryota; Metazoa; Arthropoda; Insecta; Lepidoptera; Tortricidae
Product: leucine carboxyl methyltransferase 1
Exons: 6
Coding region: 183-1148 (321 amino acids)
Biological process (GO): C-terminal protein methylation
Cellular component (GO): cytosol
Molecular function (GO): protein C-terminal leucine carboxyl O-methyltransferase activity
Source: RefSeq, a predicted model, not a curated record
UCUGUCAUUCUGGUGAUUUAGCUGUCAGAUUGUUUCGCUAAUUUACUCACUUUGAAAACGCUCUGCCGAAGCUUUUGAGGCUUCCUUACAGCGCUAGAAGACUAGCCGUCUAAGUCGGCGGGUGCCGGCAGCUGUCGAGCGCCGAGCUGGCGCGCUGGAAUGCGGCGGGGGAUGGUAGCGCCAUGAAUAAACUGGUGUCGUGGUCUGAGGAAGACGAGGCGGUGGCGGCGACGAAUUCGGACGCGACGGAGUGCAAGCGGGGUGCUGUAGAGCUGGGGUACUGGAGCGACCCUUAUGUGCGCCUGUUCUCGCGCCCUCGCGCCGAGCGCAGGGCGCCGGAGAUCCACCGUGGAUACUAUGCGCGGGUGCGCGCUGUAGAGAUGUUCAUCCAUCAGUUUCUCGAGCGAUGUGACAGCAAGUGCCAAGUGCUGAACCUCGGCUGUGGCUUCGACACACUAUUCUGGAGACUCCGUGACGUCACACAGGCAGUCGGUAACUUCAUUGAGCUGGACUUUCCUACGGUCACCGCCAAGAAGUGCCAGAUUAUAAAGCGAAAUAAGCAGCUGCUAGAGAAAAUCACUAAUGAAGACGGCGAAGUAGCCAUCCGCGCCGGCGGCGCCGACUUGCACGCCGAUGGCUACCACCUGUGCGGCGUGGACCUGCGCGACGAGCCCGGCGUGCUGCGCGCCCUCACCGCCGCCGGCGCGCGACCAGACGCGCCGACACUAGUGCUAGCUGAAUGCGUGCUGGUGUAUCUCAGGGAGGAUGCAGCUAACAGAUUACUCCGACUUCUGGCGCAGCAGUUCCCAAAGCAGGUGCUCGUGGUGUAUGAACAGUGCAACCUAGACGACAAGUUCGGCGAGGUGAUGAUCCGCAACCUGGUGGCGCGCGGCUGCGGCGAGGUGGGCGCGCGGCACAUGGACGCGCCGGGCGCCGCCGCCGCGCGCCUGCGCGCCGCCGGCUACGACGCCGCCAAGGGCUGGGACAUGGACACGGUAUGGCGCUCGCUAAGCGAAGAAGAGCGCGCCCGCGUCGAAGCCCUAGAACCAUUGGACGAGUGUGAACUACUACAACAAUUACACGCGCACUAUGCGCUUACUGUCGCCUCCCGAGGCGAUCUGUUCGCCGACAUAGACCUUAACGCGUAGACCUGGACUUGACCUGCAAUAGCUACACGUGCACUACGCGCUCACUGUCACCUCCCGAGGCUUGUUUGCCGAUAUCGACCUUAACGCGUAGACCUGGACUUGACCUGCAAUAGUUAAUUGCGCAUUACGGGCUCACUGUCACCUCCCGAGGCUUGUUUGCCGAUAUCGACCUUAACGCGUAGACCUGGACUUGACCUACAACAGUUACACACGCACUACGCGCUCACUGUUGCCUCCCGAGGCGAUUUGAUUGCUCAUAUCGACCUUAACGCGUAGAGCUGGACUUGACCUGCAAUAGUUACACGCGCAAUACACGCUCACUGUCACCUCCUGAGGCAAUUUGAUUGCUCAUAUCGACCUUAACGCGUAGACCUGGAUUUGACUUGCAACAGUUACACGCGCACUACGCGCUCACUGUUGCCUCCCGAGGCUUGUUUGCUGAUAUCGACCUUAACGCGUAGACCUGGACUUACCUGCAAUAGUAACACACGCACUGUGCGCUCACUGUUGCCUCCCGAGGCAAUUUGUUUGCCUAUAUUCCUAAGUCAUUAGACUUUAGAGGCAUCAUUGUAUGAAGGCGGCGGCAGCAUGACGAUUAGAGCGCAUACACACUACCAAAUUUUAACCCGAGAAAAUACAAUCUGAAUAAGUCGUACAAUGUGUAGACAUUCUGAACCUUAUCACAAAUUAAUAAGGUACUAAAUGUUGAAAUAGGAGGGUCAAUUAUUUUGCGACUUAAAUUUGUAUAUUUUGACGGAAUGUUAGUAAAUAUUUUUAUACUGGGAUAGUUUUGUUAAUAACGAUAUUUUUUUACAUAGCUUAUUGAUAUUUUCUCGGGUGCAUGCUCUAAAUUUUCCCUAUUCCCUAUUUCACGACUUGAGACUCGACAUCUAAACCUACUCGUCCUUCUAUUACACACUAUCUCUUUCUGUACACUACAGUUCAAGAGAGACAGUGUCUAUAGAGUUGUGUUGUGUAUAAAUACCGCGAACGCGGCUCCUCGUGUGAUGUUUUACCUCGUUUGGUAUUUUAUUUAACUAAUUGUAUUUUCUUACUUAAACUUGCAAUCGUACGAAUCGUGCCAAUUUGAUCGGGCCGUUUACAUGUUCUCUUACUGCCGAAUUUUAGGUUAGGCCCCUCAUACACAGAUUUACUUAUUUAAGUAUCACAUUAUAUCAUCCUACAUUUUAAAUGUAUAAUUAUAGUUGUCGAUGAUUCAUGUGUAUUUGCUAAAUCUAUUGUCAAAAUUCUAUCGUGUGCGGGGGCGGCAUAAUCUAGCCAACAGUACUUAAAUUUGAAAACCCGGUCGAAUAGGGCUUUAAAUGUAAUUGUACUUGUAAUCUUGGAACGCCAAGACAGUAGCGUAAGAUAAAUAUCCAUAUCAAAAAUCGAAAUUGUAUGUUACUAACAGACUAAACUGUCGGGUAGUCGGGGUAAAUGAAAAUGGCUGAAGAUGUACAUACAAUAAUUUACAAGUACUCUCUAAUGCCCACCUCAUGCAUACCUCACAAAUUCACCUCUAAAAACAAUAUAAAUUAUUAUUAAUAUCGUAUUGCCGCGCGAAGCAGUUCGGUCGGUGGAGACGUGCCUCGCCCGAGGCAAUGCGACCUAUUUGACGUCUUUUGGUGGUCAAAAGGUUAACGAUAAUAGUGAAAAUACUUUCUGAAGACAUGCCGGAUACUAAACUAAUUUAUUGACAUCAUCAGCAAUUUCUAUAGACCCGGACUAUACGCCCACUUAAAAACUGUCCACAAAAAAGUAAAUUGUGUAGUUAAGAAUUUGAAGCACUGUAAUUACCAUGUCGAUUGUGAUGCCGGUCAGAUUAGCACUAGGCCAACUAUUAUAUAAUCUGUGACUAGGCUAGAAAGUUGAAUCAAAGAUGUAAUAUUUAUAUCAACAUACAGGUCACAACAUAGUCAAAAAUGGUUUAGAAAGACGCAUAAAUACAGGGUCUUAAUCAAUCUCAUUUUCCAUCCGCGCCGAAGCAAUCGAUUGCCAAUCUAGUCAGAUUGUACGUAAAAUUGUAUUGUCUGGAAGGGUAUUACCACAAACUACUAAGAAGAUACUACGGUAUUACUAUUUCGAUAUAGAUAGUAAUAGAUUUUUUUUUUUACAUUUCAACACCAUAAAUCACAGUAUUUUUGGUUCAACUUUCAUCUCCGGUUGACAUUUUAUUCUAAUGUACCAGUGUGAUGUCGCUUCAUCGACUGCGUCUCUUUCUAGCGAGUAUGUAAGUGCGAGAGGGACGAAUGCCUUAUGUGCAAAUACUCUCUGUACUUGUUCAAAAGGUACCACUUUUCAAUAUAUAUAUUUUUGCUUUGUGCUAGUAGUGUCUUGUGUCACUGAAUAUUGGUACCUUUUGGUUAAAAUUUACAUAGCUAUCGCAUUAUACAGAGAGGCCACACACAUAUAUGAAACUAUCUUAACUAUCAACGUAAUUUAAAUUCAUAAUUUUUGUAAACUGAAAAUGUCAUAUACUAAAUAAAGGGCUUCUUCAACUUUCGUGGCGAUCGCCAUAACUUCCACGCCAACCGGUCACUCUCGAGUAUAUGCAAUCUUUGAAAUACCACUAAUAAUAUAAUACUUAGGCGCCAUAAUUCUUAUAUUCAUACUAUACUCUGUAUCUUUAGGUACUUAAAUAAAAAUAAACAAAUAAUUUGUACAUUUUCGGGUAGUUAUAACAUUUAUUGAUUAACUAACCUAAUACAAAACCGCCUGGAUCUGUCACUGAACGACCUGCCUUUAACCUACAUUAUUUGAUCAUGUAAUGUUUUCAUCUACCCUCAACUCGCUUAAGAAGCCAUUUGAGGGUAGAUUUUGUUUACUAUUUUUUAAAUCCCUAAAGAUACAGCCUAUAGUUAGAGUUAGACCAAAAAAAGGAAGUGUUAUUAUUUGUACGUCAUAAUUUCAUACAAGUUUGUUGUUUAAAAUAUCACUUGCACUGCAUGUGCUAUCAAAAUCGUUGCAGACUUAUAUUGGUCUAACUCUAUAUCCGUGUGUAUACCAUUUAUUAUUUCGUGUCACUCGCCUCUCUCUAAACUGCGAGAGCUAUAUUAGUCAAAAGCAAGGGUGAUAUGAUAUGAGCGGCCGCUAUGGCGGCACCGUAGGCGGUAAUUCAGUAGGUGUAAAUUGUCGAAAACGCGCCGCGCGAGCUGUUUCUGUCUCACUCUUACUUAUGUAACAGAGUGCGAUGGGUAGCUGAUGAGCAAUAAAUUGAUAUGAGUGUAAUGCCCGCAACACACUUCGCUGUGUAUUGUUUGAAAGUGUUAAUUUAAAUUAAAAAAUUACAGAGUCAUCAUACCAAAAGAAAAACAGUAGUCCGACAAGAAAUUGUAGAAAAUUAUUGAGGGCGUCACUUCGUAACUGUCACAUUUUUGACGUAAAAUGCUUAAACAUGGCAACAAUUUAGUAUGGAUUUUUUAGUUCCAUUUCCAUUUUAUUUAAUUUCAACUAUUUUAUGUCGCACUAUAUUUCAAAUAUGUAUUAAAAUCUAAAACAAACACGUACCUACAUAAUAUUUACAGUAAAAUUAUACAUUUUGCGUUUGCGUCAAAUCCGGUAGUUCUGAUUUUUUGCAGACUUGUUUAUGAUGUUGGCCCAAUGAAUAAUCCAAGUUUGUGACCUCGAGCGCCGAACGCAACUUUGUCAAAAAUCGAGUAAACCGCAUUUUUUUUUAGAUUUGGGCGAUUAUAACCCUAAAGUACUAGUUUUUGAUAGUAACUUCCUAGGGCGUUUUUAAAGUUGACAGGGUUGACAAAGUUGCGUUCGGCGCUCGAAGUCACAAACUUGGAUUAUUCAUUGGGCCAACAUCAUAAACAAGUCUGCAAAAAAUCAGAACUACCGGAUUUGACGCAAAAGAGCCAGGUUACAAAAUUCGACAAAGUUACUGGAUUAGCAUAUAAUGUAAAAAAAAAAAUUACCUUAAGAUUUUAAGUAGUUUGACUGCAUAAUUAAUGAUACAACAAUUUUAAAUGAGUUUACCCGAAGUAAUUUCUAUUACUUAUAAUUUUUAAUUUACAAGGCGAGAGAAAAUUGUCACGGCAACUUGUUUUUAUUUUUUUUUACUUUAUAAUUUUUUUAACAAAUCAUCUGCUGAAAGGACGUACGAAAUUCAGUUAACCCUUUACCAGGCUGAGGGAUACAUAUUUCCCACAUACGUCACUUUAAACAAGUGUUCUAUUUUCGAUAAGUAAGACUGACAUUCGAUUGUCAUUUUCAAACUGUCAGCCUGGUAAAGGGUUAACCUUUCGAGACCCCCUUGACAUUAUUGCAGUUUUAAAUUUAGAACCUUGUAUUUUAUUUUAAUUCAAAAUGCGAUUUGGAUGCUGGCUACCCAGGGAGCCGAUGGGUCUCCAAAGGUUAAACGCUUGCGUUAUCGCGCGCGGCGUGUCAUUGUAAACCAUAUCGGAAUACACGAAGGUUGAUAUUGUGCUACACCCGCACGCAUUAGCUCCCGUCUUUAGCGGUGAAAGUGUUAACAGUAGACGAUGGUACGUAUUUAUUUGCGCUGUUGCCAGCUCGCGCGGCCGUUUGUUAUCACAACACUAUUUUAGUUGGUUUUAUUAUUACUUAUUACGUAAUGUAUAAGUGUUAAAAUAUUUAUUUAUGGUAUAAAUGCAAUAUUAACGCA